Molecule: messenger RNA, 2745 nt
Organism: Myzus persicae (green peach aphid)
Lineage: Eukaryota; Metazoa; Arthropoda; Insecta; Hemiptera; Aphididae
Product: RING finger protein 10
Exons: 15
Coding region: 601-2634 (677 amino acids)
Biological process (GO): positive regulation of transcription by RNA polymerase II
Molecular function (GO): transcription cis-regulatory region binding; metal ion binding
Source: RefSeq, a predicted model, not a curated record
AGUGCAAUUAUUGGCGAUACGCAAUCACGUUUUGGCCUUUUGGGUUUAAUCGUCACGGCCGUACGUUUUGACGACUCGUUCGUUGCGACUUUGUAUUAGUUUGUAAGACAGACGUGCACGACGUGCCAUCUAAGAAGUAUAAGCCAUCUCGGGCAAACAUCGAGUGAGUAGUGACGACAGUUUUUGCAAACGCAGACGUCGUUUUCACACAGCGUUCACACGAUACGGAAGAGCAGAGUUCUCGCGUCGCCUUGAGCGUGAUAUCCGCUCGAAACACUAGUUUACGCUUUUGGAUUUGUCUCAAACCAAGGAGCUCGUCCUUUGAUUACUCGCCUUCUUGAUAUUGUUUAUUGUCGCCGGAUCAGAGCGGGAACAGAGAGGGACCAACUCUCAAAUCACCGCCCCCAGAUUGCCGGUGUGCCUCGUCCGUCGAACCCGAUCCCCGACCCGAUUUCGUGGGCCACGACGACGAUUAAAUUGUUUUUGAAAUUCGUUCGUGUGACAAUGGCAUUUCAAUGAAUACAAUGUUGCUGUCCGGUUCACGUCCAUCCUAUUCUCCUCCUGGAGAUCACACAUUCAACCCUCGUGCGACUACCACAGAUGUCGGACAACCGUCAGAUGGAAAGAAAACUGAACGUGCCCGCGCCGAAGUCGCUGCCGCAGGCCAACAGUAAGACGGACGCCAAGAAAUCGACAGAUUCAUCAAAUUUGAAGCACUCAAAUCGUCGAAAUGGAAAAGCUGUUACCAUUCAGCCACAAAGAAUUGAAGCUAACCGAAAUAUCAGCCUUAAAAAGAACUCAAAUAACAGUAAACAGCCGCAACAUCGAGCUAGUCUCUUUUGUAGAAAGAAGAGUUCCGAGGUAACUGAAUCAUUAAAUGAUGUCGAUGACGAAGAUAUAUUGCCUGUAUUAAGGCACAUGGAACAUAAUAAUAAAUGGAAUAUGCGAAGUGGUUAUGGGUCUAGGAAAAAAGAAUUUCCACAGAAAUUCAAUGUCAAACACUUUUUGAUAGCAAAUUGUCAAUUUGUAGUCAAGUUUGGAAAAGAUUAUUCUCAGUGGAUGUUUGAUCAGGAUGAAAUUGUUGAUUGGGAUUGUAUUGAACAGAUAAAAAUGUUUUCUACUCAAUUUAUUAAAUGUCCUAUAUGUAUGGAUAUACCAAUAACACCAAAAAUGACUCGCUGUGGUCAUAUAUAUUGUUGGCCUUGCAUUUUGCAUUAUUUAGAUAUAAAUGAAGAACUCGAUACUGCCGGCUGUCCCAUAUGCCAUUCUAGAAUAUUAAAAAAAGAAUUGCAGAGCGUUGAAAUAAUUAUUAAAGAGGAAUGCUGCGUUGGUCAAUCAAUAACUUUACAAUUAAUGAAACGCUCUAGAAAUUCAUUGCAAGCAUACCCAAUGUCUGAACUCCGUCAAAAUACUUUAAAACCAUCGGAUGAGAUUCCUUUAUCAAUUUGUGAAACUAAUUACUCUACAGCUUAUUCUAGACUUCUAAUUGGUUAUAAAAGUCAAGUAUUAAAUAUUUUGAACCAAGAAAGAGAAGCUCUUUUACUACUUUUAGAAUACUGGGAUACGGAAGAUGUAGAAAAAAAAUAUAUAUAUGAAGCCCUUGAAUUAUUAUCAAAAAGAGAAAAUAUUUUAAUGAACCAGGAACCAAAUUUUGAAAUAAAAGGAAUUAACUGUGAGAGUUCUGCAAUUAAUGAAAAUUCAGGAUCACCACCACAGGCACCACUACAAUCACAAUUAAAGAACUUGAUUGAGAUUCCCGGAUGUUCUCAUAAUGUUGCUAGUGUUUUAGAUGAAAAUCCAAAUUUACAUAUGAAAGAAAUGAACACAAAUUUAAAUAAUUUUAACGCUGUCAAUAUUAAAGAGAAUGUACCAAAAAAACCUGCAAAAAAGGAUUUUUAUUUCUAUCAAGCUUUAGAUGGUCAGCAUAUAUAUUUAUCAGCAGUUAAUGUAGAAAUGUUAGAAUGUAUGUUUGGCAGCCUUGAAAAUAGUCCACAGCAGAUAGAUGCUACUGUAAUUGAAAAACAGUCCUUAUCAAUGACUGAAGCAUCAAGAAAACGCUAUAGAUUCCUUUUACAUUUGCCCAUAACAACUGUUUUUGAAUGGGUUGAAUUAGACUUGACUAAUAUUGUCAGUCAAGAAACCUUAUUUAUAUUUAAAAGCAACUUGGAUGAAAAAAAAGCUAUUAGAGAUAGACGUGCACGUGAUGAACAACGGCUUGCUAAACGCAUUGAAGAAAGAAAUUCGAAAAAACAAUUGCCACUACCUGAAUGGCAUAAUAAGAGUUUAUUCCCAGAAUGUGGCUAUGAUCCAUUUGCUGACAAAAGCAUGAUUCCUUUGAGCGAAUCAAUUGGUAUAACUUCAACUUCAGAUUAUGCUAUAGGAAAUACUUCUAAUGGUUCACCAAGUAAUUUAUCAUUUGCAAAGGCAUUGCAAAAUGAAAGUACUGCUACUAACUCCUCUUCGUCAGAUCCUGUUUUACCCAAUGUCUCAUCUCAAUGGCCAGUACUUGGUUCUAGACCAAAUUCUAUGUCGAUGAAUAAUAUUCUGGAAGAUGCUGUAGCCAACAUGAACAUGCACGAUAACAAAUCAAAAAAUAAAAAGAAGAAACGCAGCAAAUAUGAACCAAUAUUUUAAAAUUAUAUAAUAUAAUUUUAUUUUUAAAGUUUAUGUGUAAAGUUACUGAUAUGUCAAGGAGCGUAAUUAUUGUACUAAUAAAUUACUAAUAAAAAUUAGUUUAAAGUAAUA